Molecule: messenger RNA, 881 nt
Organism: Chara braunii
Lineage: Eukaryota; Viridiplantae; Streptophyta; Charophyceae; Charales; Characeae
Source: the annotation of a GenBank genome assembly
CCCAAACCUGAAAAAUAGUACUAGCUUGUAGUACCACGUUGAUGCCAAACCAAACCGGACCUGGAACAACCACCCCUGAACCUGUGAACAACGUAGAGGCGCGUACCACUCAGGCGCCAAACCAAUACCGAACCUGAAAAUAUCUCAGUGGAGUAUACCAUCCAAAUGCCGAGCCAAUACCGAACCCGGAGGGCGUCAAGUGUCGAGACGAUACCGAGCAUCAAGGGUGGAGGUGCUGCUGGAAAUAGCCACAGUCAUAACGACGGUCGUGGGGGAGGCACUGCUACUUUUUACUACCGAACUUUUGCGGUGGACGCAGACUUUUAUGGCGGUGGUACGGAAGUGCUACCGAACUUUUGCGGCGGCGACGCAGGCUUUUACGGCGGUGGUACGAAAGUGUUGCCGAACUUUUGCGGCGACGACGCAGGUUUUUACGGCGGUGGUACGGAAGUGUUGCCGAACUUUUGCGGCUGCGGCGCAGGCUUUUACGGCGGUGGUACGGAAGGGCUGUCGAACUUUUGCGGCGGCGACGCAGGCUUCUACGGCGGUGGUACGGAAGUGCUGCCGAAUUUUUGCGGCGGCAACGCAGGCUUUUACGGCGGUGGUACGGAAGUGUUGCCGAACUUUUGCGGCGGCGACGCAGGCUUCUUACGACGAUGGUACGGUGGUGCUGCCGAACUUUUGAGGCGGCGACGCAAACUUAACGGUGGUGGUGCGGAAGCGCUGCAAAAAUUUUACGGCGACGACACCAGGCUUUACAGCUGCAGUGCGGAAGUGCUGUUGAAAAUUUUCGCAACGUCGGCACAGGGUUUACGGCGGUGACGACAGUAAUUUUACAUUGAGCGGCAGCUGAGCCUUGGCGCAGGGAAGGUGCCACUAGA